Messenger RNA from Paraglomus occultum, 1908 nucleotides. The record is from the annotation of a GenBank genome assembly. Lineage: Eukaryota; Fungi; Glomeromycota; Glomeromycetes; Paraglomerales; Paraglomeraceae.
AUGGACUCUGAAAGCUCGCAUCGCUAUACGUUUGGCUUGGAUCGUCAGUCUGCAAUAACAAAAACAAUAUACGAAAAGGGAAAAGAAGUAAUAAUAAUAGAAGAUACCCCUUCCAGAUCCCCUUCACAUCGUCACCGUUCGCCACGUCCCUCGCCACACUCGACACACAUGUCGCCUAGCCACAUACAUUACCACUACCACAGGUCGAAAAGACCGAAAUACACUUCACACGCCGAGUCAGACGAGCAUAAUUCUUUCAGAUCCGCAAAACAUCGGAGCGAGCAUACUCCUUAUAUGUGCCGCAUGCUCCGUUAUGCCGCUCAAUCGACUGCUUCGACAAAGUCGAGCACGCUUUUGACCGAUCCUUCGGGCGUUCUACCCAUAGUUGUAGUUGACGACCCUCCUGCGACCGCUCGUAGAAUGGCUCCAGCAGGAUGUCGGGAUGACAGAGGCUCAACUUUGAAGAGAAUUCGAAGAGAGAGAAGCAACCUGGCAAGACGACGUGAUAACGCCGCCGAUGGCGAUCGUCGUUAUCAUAACCGGAGCUCAAUUCGCGGCGGUCGUUAUUAUCAUCCGUACGAAUCGCGAGAACCGAGGGGAGGCCGCAUGGAGAUUAGUCGUUCUUAUCGUCACAAUUACGAUCAUUACAGCCGACAAGAUGAUUUCAAUGAUAGAUUUUACGGCCAACGGUAUUUUGAGGCUGGACCAUCAAAUAACAAACAACGAGAAUAUCGUCAAAACGGUCGAGAAGAACGGAGACGCAUAUCCGUAACCGAUACAUCUACAAGAACGAAAUACGCGUCACCUGGCGAAUUACAACGUACAUCAUCUCGAGUUAACCAUAGACGAGAACGACUAGAAUGGGAUGACGAAGACGGGCAUUUAGUCGUAGCUCCUGGGAUGGAUAUUGGAUCGAGAUAUCGAAUAUUUCGUAUCCUUGGUCAAGGAACAUUUGGGCGAGUAGUUCAAGCAUGGGAUAAGAAGGGGAAUGUAAAUGUUGCCAUCAAAAUAAUACGUGCCAUACAAAAGUAUUUAGAAGCGAGUUAUGCCGAGAUUGGCGUAUUGAACACGAUAAAGGAGAACGAUCCGUAUAACGACUUCCAAUGCAUACACAUUAAAGAAUUUUUCGAGUAUCGUGGACAUAUGUGUAUAGUAUUUCCAAUGUACGCCCAGUCUGUCUACGAUUUCCUCAAGUCGAAUUCAUAUCAGUCUUUUCCAAUGAAACACGUUCAACAAUUAUCUCGGCAAUUGUUACGAUCGGUUGCAUUCAUUCACUCAAUAAAACUAUGUCAUACCGAUUUGAAGCCGGAAAACGUUCUUCUUGCUGACGACGAUUGUAUAAUUGUUCCGUCCAAGCACUCGUCGCAACGUGCUGAGACAAAGGAAUUACUUUCUACUUAUAUCAAACUUAUUGACUUUGGAAGUGCUAUAUUUGAAGAUGAGUAUCAUUCACCGGUUAUUUCGACGAGGCAUUAUCGCGCACCCGAAGUAAUAUUAGGAUUAGGAUGGUCGUAUCCAUGUGAUGUUUGGUCUGUUGGCUGUAUUUUGGUUGAGCUUUUCACUGGAGAUGCCUUAUUUCAGACUCAUGAUAAUUUGGAACAUUUGGCAUUAAUGCAAAAAGUACUUGGCCGAAUUCCAGUUAGAAUAAUUCGGCGUAUAGGGCAAUCCACAUAUUUGAAAUAUUUCAAACACGAAGAACUUGCCUUUCCGGAUGCGUCUACUUCAAGAAGUAGUAUCAAAUACGUCGAGAAUACGAGAUCACUAAAGGAAAUUAUAAACCCCCAUGAGUCUGAGUAUCACGCGGCGUUUUAUGAUCUGCUGGUAAAAUUGUUGGACUAUGAUCCAGAACGAAGAAUUUCCGCCCGUUCGGCCUUGCGUCAUUCAUUUUUUUCAAUCGGCUGUUCGUAA